Molecule: messenger RNA, 1337 nt
Organism: Vicia villosa (hairy vetch)
Lineage: Eukaryota; Viridiplantae; Streptophyta; Magnoliopsida; Fabales; Fabaceae
Product: heavy metal-associated isoprenylated plant protein 3-like
Exons: 3
Coding region: 680-1183 (167 amino acids)
Molecular function (GO): metal ion binding
Source: RefSeq, a predicted model, not a curated record
AGUAAUAAAGAAGGUCAAAUGAUACCGUACUUGAACAUGUGAAGAACAGCAUUGGUUGUUACCAUCAGUGUCAUAAGAGGGACUCAACCUUUGAAACAUGACAUUUCUAUAUGUCAGUAUAUCCUCCUUUCAUCAUUAAUUCUCAUCCAACAAAUUUUCAGUUUUUUUAUAAUUCCCUGGUCUUGGUUAAUGAAUACUCCACCUUUUUGUUCAAGGCAAGUAAAAGUACUAGAUCCACAAAUGAGGUAACAUUAGCUUCCUCAGGUUUCUCUGUUUGUGUGCUGGAUACAUAUCAGGUUCUUGUUUGUAUUUGUAUUACUUCACUGAUACCCCCUAGAUAGGAGAAAUAAUAUGAGCUGGCUAGAAUAUGACAUUACUAAACUUCAACAAAUUGUUUCUUGUUUUUUUGUUAUUAUAGAUUAAUAUUACAUACUUAGUUGCUAAAUUAUAAUUUUAUUAGACAAAAUGACAAAAAAACAUUUUUAUAACAGUAGUAACCUAUAGUUAGAAAUUUUCAGCAUUGAUCUCUCUUCUCUUUUCUUCUAUUCUAUUGUCACUUUCUCUCAUUCUCUCACAAUACCAUUUUUUUCUUGUUUACAAACCUUGCACUUUUUAUGCACCUUUCUUAUACUUUCCCCUUUAAAAACUCUUCAUUUGUGAAGUUUGUGCUAGAAAGUUUAUGAUGAGUUUGAAAACAAGUAACAAGAAAAUGAGAAGAGGUUUUAUGUGCCAUUCUCAAUCUUCAACCGCAGUGUGUAUGAACACACGUGAUCCUCGUUCUGUUGUUGUACCUAAGAGGAUUGAAAAGAGUGUUACUCUUGAUGAUACAAGAAUCAUCAACUUUGCCAAAUAUUCCAAACUUGUUGAAUCUCCUAUGUCCAAUCCUGUCCCGAAGAUCAUGCUUAGAGAGAACUCGGCGAAGAAUCAAAAUUAUCAAGCUAUUGAACCAAGAGAACUUCAGAAAACAACAACAAAUAAUGUUUUUCAGGUGGUUGUGAUGCGGGUUGCAAUUCACUGUCAAGGAUGUGCUGGAAAAGUGAAAAAACAUAUCUCUAAGAUGGAAGGAGUUACAUCAUUCAGUAUAGAUGUAGAGUCUAAGAGGGUGACAGUGAUGGGGCACAUUUCUCCGGUGGAAGUUCUUGAUAGCAUUUCAAAGGUGAAAAAGGCUGAGCUUUGGUGUUAAACCACUUCAUGCACACCAUAAAAGGAAUGAUAGGAGAUGCAGAGAUAGAGUCAAUGAACUUUGAAUUUUUCCUUUGUGUUUGUGGUCCUCAAUAGUUGGUGGCUAGAUAGAUAGUUUACCUACUCAAUUGACUUGGUUUUCUUUUUUGUUGUCA